Messenger RNA from Pochonia chlamydosporia 170, 1029 nucleotides. Its product is annotated as NmrA family protein. The coding region runs from base 1 to 1029 and encodes 342 amino acids. The transcript has 2 exons. The record is from RefSeq and is a predicted model, not a curated record. Lineage: Eukaryota; Fungi; Ascomycota; Sordariomycetes; Hypocreales; Clavicipitaceae.
AUGAAAACCGUUUUGGUCAUCGGAGGCACAGGCGCCCAAGGCGCACCGGUUGUCAAAGCACUGGCAUCCGAAGCCAAGUAUGCUGUCCGUGUCAUUACAAGAAACGCCUCCUCCAAGGAUGCCAUCGAAUUAUCGACCAUCCCUGGGGUGGCAAUCUUCGAAGGAAAUACAUACAAUGAGCCCACGCUUCGUGAGGCGUUAAAGGACGUAGAUUACGUCUUUGCUAAUACCAAUGGAUUUGCCAUUGGCGAAAUGGCAGAAAUCUACUGGGGCAUCCGCAUAUAUGAACUUUGUCGGGAAUCCGAAGUGAAACACUUCGUUUACGCCGCUCUAGAGUAUGCCUCAAAGCUAGGAAAUUUCGACCCUAAAUACCGUUGUGGUCAUGUUGACGGAAAAGGCAAAGUCGCGGACUACAUUUCUGCUCAACCGCCUACUCCCAUGGCCUGGACUGUCGUAACGUCCUGCAUGUACAUGGAAGGACUCUCGGAAUUUCUCCAACCGUUUCCCGACCAUGAAGAUCCGAGCACUCUUGUCUUUGCAGCUCCCCUGGGAGACGGUAAAUGUCCUCUCAUCUAUCUUGAAGACUAUGGCCAGUACGUUAGAUGGGUUUUCGAUACACCGUCUCGCAGUAGCGGCAUGCACUUACACGUGGCAACGGAGGACAUCUCAUGGAAGGACCUUGCUGCUGCUUUUACAAAGGUCACUGGUCGAAAAUCAAUUUAUAAAGACCUAACAUUGGACCAAUAUUUUAAACUGCCAAUCUUUCCAAACCCCGAAAUGGCGGUUGGUCAUUCUGCCAGUGGAGAGAAUCCCACACUUCUCACUUUCCGAGAGAACUUUUCGGGCUUUUGGAAUAUGUGGAAGGACGAUUUAACGAAGCGUGAUUACGACCUUUUGGAUGACAUCCUCCCGUCUCGAGUGAGGAGUGUGCAAGAAUGGAUGGAAAAGACGGGAUAUACUGGGAAACCAUCAUCCGUUUUGAAGGACUACCGCGAUGGGGUGGGUAGCAGAAAUGCUGCCAAGCAGUAA